AUGGCAAAUGAGAAACUUAGUUUGACGGUUUCUGUAGGCGAUUCUAUUGAUUCUCUCCAACCAGUGACUUUCAACGACGAUGCGCAUCCUGUACAUAUAAAAAACAGCGCUUUUGAAGGCGAUGUUGCUAUUCGUAUCCGUGGUCGACCCGGUAAUACACACUACUUUGACCACUCGGACGACACCUUUUGUAUUCAAAUCCGCGGUCGGUUUUUGCAUGAGCAUCUUACCGCAGACGAUAUCCUUUUCGGCAACCAGUUCGAUCGACCGAUUCGCCUACCCACGGGGUCGUCUGUCGCGCUCAAAUUCGCACAGUGGUUCGAUCCCGGACUACAAGCCGAUCUUUACAGUGACCAACCCCAUGCUUUCUCGCCUCUUAUUGUUACCAUGAAUCGAUUAGCUGUCACCCAGUCAAAAGACAUGCUUGCAUUCCCCAGUGAUGGUGCACCUGUUGAAGAAGACGUCACCAUGCUGUCAUUUGAUUUGAAGUCUCCCAAAGAUCGCAAGACAUUCUAUACCAGCGCACAGAAUCGAAAAGCUGUCCAAAUUUCAGACGAUCAGGUUUGGUGUAUGGAUUUCGGUAAUCCUUACUUGGACUUUGCCAAGUGCACCGUGCGUUUACCUGGAUUCGAAGUGGAUGCAUUACGUUAUUGGGACGGUCAGCCUGUUCGUUACGUGGCAAAGACAAAAGAUGACUCGAUGGUAUUUUUUGUCAUCGAAUUCAAUUUACAGGAAGGAUCCAAAGGCAUUAAUACCGAGGACCAAACCGCUAAAACUGAGGAUAAAAACGAAGAUACGGAUAUUGAUUAA
Radiomyces spectabilis is the source of this 810-nucleotide messenger RNA. RefSeq lists its product as uncharacterized. The coding region runs from base 1 to 810 and encodes 269 amino acids. Lineage: Eukaryota; Fungi; Mucoromycota; Mucoromycetes; Mucorales; Radiomycetaceae. The record is from RefSeq and is a predicted model, not a curated record. The transcript has 3 exons.